Messenger RNA from Hippocampus zosterae (dwarf seahorse), 7310 nucleotides. Its product is annotated as neurexin-3b-like. The record is from RefSeq and is a predicted model, not a curated record. Lineage: Eukaryota; Metazoa; Chordata; Actinopteri; Syngnathiformes; Syngnathidae.
GGAUACAGUGAGUGAGCUCAGCUGGCUGGGAGAUGCGCGCUCAGUGAAACGGGAGGGGGCGGAGGAGGAAGAGGACCGCCGCCUUCAUCGCGCAUACUUGGUCAUGACAACGUCGCCACCGACACCCGCGCGUCGACCAUCUCUCGGAAAACCAAGCGACAUUUCAACGACAUCCCGAUGGACUUUUGCCCUGGAUUGUUUUAAUUUUUGAUUUUACGCACGCGCGGAUGCGCCCGGAGCUGUUCGUCUCCCUUCACCGCCGAGAAAAGGUUUGUUCAAGGCUUGCCCGACACUACAAAUCAAACCAUGGGCCCAUCGAUGAAAUUUAUGCGCUUCAAUCCGGGAAGUCGCCGCAAAGAAAAGACCCAGGAUGCAACUCUGAAUCACUGAUCCUCGUAGCAUCUCUGUAGCAGAUUCACUUGACGUGGGGAAACCAUAUUUCCAUCUUUGCUUACAGUUGGCUCGUAGGAUACAUUUCAUCCAGCAACAUUUAAUCUGCAUCAGAUCGUAGAAAAACAAAAACCGGAUUUUAUGAUGAAGCAAUGCGGAAUCUAAAACAUAUCGGAUGCAUUUUAGAAAGCUGCCCUAAUCAAACAUCUUUGUGACUUUAGCGGACACUUACCAAGUUCCAAUCGCCUCCGGUGCUCGCUGUUAACUCUUGACAAUGAAUCCAAACGGCCUCCCUGGGAAGGUUCUCCUGCUGCUAAGUACUGCGCUGGCACUGAGUGCGGGAUUAGAGUUUACCGGCGACCAAGGUCAGUGGGCUCGAUACCCGCGCUGGGACGCCAGUUGGAGAAGCGACCUGACCUUCCAGUUCAAGACAUCCCAAUCAGACGGCCUGCUGCUCUACUUUGACGACGGCGGAUAUUGCGACUUCUUACUCCUCACCUUGUCCGAGGGCAGGAUGCAGCUUCGCUUCAGCAUCGACUGCGCCGAAACCACCGUUGAGUCCGAGCAGAUGGUCAACGACAGCCGCUGGCACUUCGCCGCCAUCAACAGGCACAAUUUGCGGACCGGCUUGGCCGUGGACGGCCGGACCGAGUCGGCGGAGGUGCGGCCUCAGCGGCAGUUCAUGAAGAUCAUCAGCGACCUUUUCCUCGGCGGGGUCCCGGGAGACAUCCGCGAGUCCGCCAUUACCUUGCCCUCGGUCCGCCAGCUCGCACCCUUCAAGGGGAUCAUCACCGACCUGGUCUACGGAAGUAAACUCCCCACGCUUAUCAACAGUCAGAAGGUCCGUUUAGAAAUGUUAGGCCUUUGCACCGAGAACCCCUGCGAGAACGGAGGGAUCUGCUCACUGGCGGAUGGAGAAACCUACUGUGACUGCUCUCGAACUGGAUUUGUCGGGCGAUACUGCACCGAAGCAGUCCACAGAGGACCAGGCCUCGCGCACCUCAAGGCAGAGCAAGGUAGAAACAAAGCGAGGGAGGAAAAUGUGGCCACCUUCCGGGGCUCGGAGUACUUCUGUUACGACCUUUCGCAGAAUCCCAUCCAGAGCAGCAGCGACGAGAUCACGUUGUCCUUCAAGACGUGGCAGCGCAACGGCCUCUUGCUCCACACGGGCAAAUCGGCGGACUAUGUCAAUCUGGCGCUAAAAGAUGGCGCCGUUUCCCUGGUCAUCAAUCUUGGUUCCGGGGCCUUUGAGGCCAUCGUGGAGCCGGUCAAUGGGAAAUUCAAUGACAACGCCUGGCACGAUAUCAAAGUCACGCGCAACCUGAGACAGCAAUCAGGCAUUGGACACGCUAUGGUGACCAUAUCCGUUGAUGGGAUCCUCACCACCACCGGCUACACCCAAGAAGACUACACCAUGCUGGGCUCUGACGAUUUCUUCUAUGUGGGUGGGAGCCCCAGCACCGCAGACCUUCCCGGCUCCCCGGUCAGCAACAAUUUCAUGGGCUGCCUCAAAGAGGUGGUCUACAAAAACAAUGACAUCCGCCUGGAACUGUCCCGCCUAGCCCGGAUUGUGGACCCGAAGAUGAAACUUCAGGGUGACGUGGUGUUUAAGUGUGAAAACGUCCCUACGCUUGACCCCAUCAACUUUGAGACUCCCGAUUCCUACCUGGCCUUGCCAAAAUGGAACACCAAACGCGUUGGCUCCAUCUCGUUCGACUUCCGAACGUCGGAGCCCGACGGCUUGAUACUUUUCACCCACGGCAGAGCUCAGGAGCGACGCGAUGCCAAGUCGCAGAAGACCAACAAGGUGGACUUCUUUGCCGUCGAGCUUUUGGAUGGGGUGCUGUACCUCGUGUUGGACAUGGGUUCCGGUACCAUCAAAGUGAAAGCGACGCAAGCAAAAGUCAAUGAAGGCAGCUGGCACCACGUGGACAUCCAGAGAGACGGUCGCUCGGGCAUCAUCUCCGUAAACAGCCACCGGACACCUUUCACAGCCAGUGGAGAAAAUGAGAUCUUGGACCUGGAGGGAGAUCUUUAUCUGGGCGGUCUUCCCGACAACCGCGCAGGUUUGGUCCUCCCCACCGAGCUCUGGACCGCCAUGCUCAACUACGGCUACGUGGGCUGCAUCCGGGAUCUUUUCAUUGACGGACGCAGCAAAGAUAUCCGACAGAUCGCCGCGUCGCAGAACGCGACGGGUAUCAAGUCUUCCUGCGGCAAGGUGACGGGGAAACAGUGUGACAGCAACCCUUGCAAGAACAACGGACUGUGCAAGGAGGGAUGGAACCGCUUCAUUUGCGACUGCACGGCGACCAGCUUCUGGGACAGCACUUGUGAAAGAGAGGCAUCUAUCCUGUCCUAUGACGGCAGCAUGUACAUGAAAGUGGUGAUCCCCAACGUGGUGCACACGGAAGCGGAGGACGUCUCACUCCGCUUCAUGUCCCAAAGGGCGUUCGGUCUGCUCAUGGCCGCCACAUCGCGCGAGUCGGCAGACACGCUGCGAUUGGAGUUGGACAGCGGAAGGGUCAAACUGACGGUCAACUUAGAUUGUGUCAGGAUAAACUGUAACACCAGCAAGGGUCCUGAGGCUCUCUAUGCCGGACAAAAGCUCAACGACAACAACUGGCACUCGGUGCGAGUUGUCCGCCGCGGUAAAAACAUCACACUCCUUGUGGAUGACGACAUGGCUGAAGGCCAGAUGGCAGGCGAUCACACCCGGCUCGAGUUCAACAACGUGGAGACGGGCAUCCUCACCGAGAGGCGCUUUGUGUCCUCUGCGCCUUCUUCGUUCAUCGGACACCUGCAGAGUCUCAAGUUCAACGGCAUGCAGUACAUCGACAUGUGCAAGAACGGCGACAUCGACUUCUGCGAACUCAACGCCCGCUUUGGCAUGCGCUUCAUCGUCGCCGACCCGGUGACUUUCAAGACCAAGGGCAGCUACUUGGGCCUGGCCACUCUGCAGGCGUACACCACCAUGCACCUCUUCUUUCAAUUCAAGACCACCUCUCCCGAUGGCUUCAUCCUCUUUAACAGCGGCGACGGGAGUGACUUUAUUGCCGUCGAACUGGUCAAAGGGUUCAUCCACUACGUGUUUGACCUCGGCAAUGGUCCGAGUCUCUUAAAGGGGAACAGUGACAACCCGCUGAAUGACAACCAGUGGCACAAUGUGGUGAUCACGCGAGAUGCUUCCAACACGCACACGCUCAAAGUGGACUCCAAGUCAGUCACCCAGAAUGUCAACGGAGCCAAGAACCUUGAUUUAAAAGGUGAUCUGUUUGUCGGAGGUCUGGGCCCCAACAUGUACCAGAACCUCCCUAAGCUGGUGGUUUCUCGUGAAGGCUUCCAGGGCUGUUUGGCCUCAGUUGACCUCAACGGCCGCCUGCCGGACCUCAUCAGCGACGCCCUUUUCCGCAGCGGGCAGAUUGAACGGGGCUGCGAAGUUGGUUUCACCAAAGCCGACCUGCAAGGGCCGAGCACCACCUGCCAGGAGGACUCCUGCGCCAACAUGGGUGUGUGCAUCCAACAGUGGGAGAACUUCACCUGCGACUGCUCCAUGACGUCUUAUUCGGGGACUCAUUGCAAUGACCCCGGCACCACCUACAUCUUCGGCAAAGGAGGCGGUCUGAUCACAUACACGUGGCCUAACAACGAAAGGCCCAGCACGCGGACGGACCGGCUGGCGGUAGGUUUUAGCACCACCAUCAGAGACGGCAUUCUCGUCCGCAUCGACAGUGCGCCGCGCCUGGGUGACUACAUCAUGCUCCACAUUGAGCAAGGGAAAGUAGGUGUGACCUUCAACAUCGGGACGGUGGAUAUCAGUGUGAAAGAGAUGACGACAGCGGUAAAUGAUGGCAAAUACCAUUUGGUUCGAUUCACCAGGAAUGGAGGAAACGCUACGCUACAAGUGGACAACUGGCCCAUCAAUGAGCACUUUCCUUCAGGCAACAGCGACAUUGAGCGCUUUCAAAUGGCAAAUAAGAAAAUCCCAUUCAAAUAUACCCGGCCCAUAGAAGAUUGGCUUCAGGAGAAAGGCCGGCAACUCACUAUCUUCAACACCCAAGCGACAAUUUCCAUUGGUGGAAAUGACCGCAAGCGGCCCUAUCAGGGCCAGCUUUCAGGCCUCUACUACAACGGGCUCAAGGUGCUCAACAUGGCCGCCGAAGGCCACGCCAAUAUCGAGGUGAACGGCAGCGUUCGGCUGGUGGGCGACGUGCCGGCCAGUAGGGGCGCUGCACGCACCACCACCUCUGUACCGCCUGAGAUGUCCACCACCUUUAUUGAGACCACCACCACCCUGUCCACGACCACCACUCGCAAGCAGCGCUCGCCACCCACCAUCCAGACAACAGAUGACAUUGUUUCAUCAGCCGAGUGCUCCAGUGAUGACGAGGAUCUGGAAGAGUGCGAUUCCGGACACACAGGAGGGGAGCUAGUCAUCCCCGUCUUAGUGGAGGAUCCCAUAGACAUUCCUUCCGUAUCCACCCGCUCUUCUUUCAUCUCCCUCCCCCCAACCCUCCACCCCCUCCUCACCAUUAUCGAGACCACCAAAGAAUCCUUGGCCAUGGCCACCGAGGCGGGGCUACCUUGCUUGUCGGACCGAGGCGACGAUGAUUGUGAUGAUGGUGGUGAUGAUGAUGAUGAUGAUGGCACGGUGAUUUCGGGGUUUGGCUCUGGCGAAGCGUUCGACUCUAGCCUGCCCCCGACUGACGAUGAAGAUUUUGACAUCACCUUCUCCCUGGUAACAGAUAAGAUCUUGACCACAUCAACCUAUGACGGCGGCUACAAAGCCCUCGCACCCAAGUGGGAGGCCAAGGACUUAAGGCCUAGCAAAGCCUCCGAGGCAGGUAGAACUACAGCCGCCUUGCCUCUGCCCGACCCCCGGGGCACGCCAGCCGCGGCGGCCCCCUCGGCCGCGGCGGCCCCCUCGGCCGCGCUUCCCAAGCUGCCCGCUGGGAAAAUGAACAACCGCGAGGUCAAACCCCCGCAGCCGGACAUAGUCCUGCUGCCCCUCCCCACGUCCUUCGAUCCGGACGGCACCAAGCCGCGGGGUCCUUACAUCACCUCGCCCAUGCUGCGCACGGUGCCCGCCGCCUUACCCACGCUGCCCGGCGUGGUGCGGCGAGUCCCGCCGGGGGCCUCGGAGGUCAUACGCGAAUCGAGCAGCACCACGGGCAUGGUGGUGGGCAUCGUCUCGGCCGCCGCCCUCUGCAUCCUCAUCCUCCUCUACGCUAUGUACAAGUACAGGAACAGGGACGAGGGGUCCUACCAGGUGGACGAGACGCGCAACUACAUCAGCAACUCGGCGCAAACCAACGGCGCCGUGGUGAAAGAGAAAACCCCCGGCGGCGCGGCGCCAAAGGCAGCGCCGCCAGCAAGAGACCCAAAGACAAGGACAAGGGAAUAUUAUGUAUAGAAAUCGAGACGUUUCCCCCCCCGACUCAAAGAGAACAAAACUGCUCGAAAGAAAUAUUGAAACGUUUUGACAGUACCAUAUUGGCAACUGUGAUCUCUUUUGAACUCGGCACUUUGUGAGUCGCCACAAAAAAAAAAAACGUAAAAUAAAAGCAACAAUGAAAGACUUGACGUGUGGAGGAAAAAAAAAAAAAGCACACUUACUAUUGUAAGAGUUCUGGAAAGACAAUUCACAUCUUCGCUGGGACUCCACGUGGAUCUUUACAAGGUUUUCCAGCCGAAGACUGUUGGAAACGCGGAAACCGCCCGAGGCUUUUUGAUCGCGCAUUUGAUCUAUCGGAGUAGCGCCGACCCCCCGACCUGGUAACCUUGUAAAAUACGAUCACCGUCAUUUGGGUUGUUCGGAGCUUGCAUGUGAGGUGUACGUGAUUGGUGCUGGCAUCUGUGCAGGGGGGAGGGGGCCUCAAGGGGCAACGCUUGUUGGGAAGACGCAGUUUGGGUUUGAGGUGACGUAGCUUUUAUGGAUGUGGUUGAAGUACAAAAAUUAGGUCGUUUUUUUUAUUUUUUGUUCGUUUUUUUUUUUAGCAUUUCAUUAAUGUAGGCUUUUUUGUGGAAAGAUCAACACUGUGACCACCCAGUCGGAUGUGACAUCAGUGCAUCUCUCUCUUCCUUUCUGUCUCCUUGAUUGUCGACUGGAAACUUCAAUGAGGGAAGCCAUGAUGAUAUUCUUCAUAUUUUGAAAACGUGAAGGCGUCAUGACCUGAAACGAUGUAAAUACGUGAAUUUGUGGGGGGGUGGAAAAAAAAACAUAUUUUGUAUUUGGUUUCUACUGUUCUUUGCUGGUGAAUUUCAUGUUCUGUUUUUGUUUGUUCAACCUUUCGUUUGGUUUAAAUUCCCCGCUGUAGCAACAGAGAGAAAAUCUUGUUCUUUUGCAGCACUACGCGGAGAGAAAAAGGCUCAAACACAUUUGGGGGUCAAAUAUUGGAUAAGACAACUUGUCUGACUUGGUUUUUCUCUUGCUUGGUGGAUUUUUGACUGUGCUGAAACUGUCACUCUGUGGACUGUUUUGAUGAUUUUCAUGUUCUGUAUGUAUUUAUUUUACCUGUUGGGGUUCUUUUUUUUUUAAAGCCUAAUUGAAAAAAAAAAAAAGGAAUCAAAAAGAGACAAUGAUCAUUUUAUUCCAAUGGGUUUGGAGAAACAUUGCAGCACCUUGACUUUCAGUUUCAUUCCUUCCUCAGUUCUUAACUGUGACACCAAACUUCUCGUCAGCUCAACGUUUGAUUGGUUUUGUUCGUUUACUGUUGUAGCUUAAUUUCAUGUCUUGUCUCUUGGAUGUUAAACAUUUUUUUAUUCAUCAUUCCAUGAAUUAUUGCUGAAUUUAUUUGUUCUCGUUCAUUUUCAAAUAGGUCAACGUUCACAAUUUUUUUUUUUGUGUUGGUACUUGACUCGUCUUCUGCUCCUUUGACUCCGAACCCUGAAAUUAAAGAAAAAGAUAGAAUGUUGUUCCCAAA